Messenger RNA from Kockovaella imperatae, 1908 nucleotides. Its product is annotated as kinase-like domain-containing protein. The transcript is spliced from 8 exons. Gene Ontology annotation, cellular component: nucleus; cytoplasm. Gene Ontology annotation, biological process: peptidyl-serine phosphorylation; intracellular signal transduction; protein autophosphorylation. Gene Ontology annotation, molecular function: ATP binding; calmodulin binding; calcium/calmodulin-dependent protein kinase activity. Bases 93 to 1592 code for a protein of 499 amino acids. The record is from RefSeq and is a predicted model, not a curated record. NCBI's taxonomy places the organism in Eukaryota, Fungi, Basidiomycota, Tremellomycetes, Tremellales, Cuniculitremaceae.
CUCGACCUUGUCCUCAUCUCUCUUUCUCCACGCAUCCCUCACAUUUCAGACCCGCUGAUUCACUCGUACUAACCUAUUGGCUCACCUCAAAUAUGAAGCGCAAAGCCACAGCUUACCCAGAAAGACUAUGCCUUCCUUCUUUGUCAACCUCCUCGUCCUCCUCACUCACCGCCAGAUCCGUUCCCGACUCCAUCGAUGGCUAUUCUUCGAACACAUCGCGAAGUAUUUUGUCUCGCUCCGAGAGCACCGCUGGUCGUCACGGGCUUCAGUCUGCAAAAAGCGUUCAAUCGAUCCAAACUGAGCCAGAACAGGAUCGAAUCGUGGGAACGCUGACUGGUGUGGUCCGAGGUGAACAAGUCGUGAUAUACAUUCACAGCACGAGCUCAUACACGGUCAUUGGCUCAGAUGCCACUUGCAAUGUACGACUUUGGGACCAAGAUGUGUCAAGGAAACACAUGCGCAUCUACUCCAUACGAACUGACUCUGCGUUGAUGGUCACUUGCCUACAUGACAUUUCGGUCAAUGGCUUCACCAUCAAUGGCUCUCGAUUCCGAUCACGAACUCCCAUCUCGGUUGGUCAACGCAAGGUCUAUACCCAAGCUGCGAUAUUGAUGGACGGUGAUGUGCUCCGCUUUGCAGGGACUUCAUAUCAAUUCGUCUACGAGCACAAUUUCCAAGACUUCCCCCUUCCCUGUCAUUCUGCAUCGCCCAUUGAAGAGUUUGGACAGCUUCCAGACCCCAUAUUCGGACCGAAUGAUGAUCCCCGUGACAAGUACGACGCACAUCCAUGGAUCAUCCACAAUUAUCAACUUGGAUCCGGUGCAUAUGCGUAUGUCAAUCUCGCAAGUCACAAAGCUGGCGGACUUCAAGUAGCCUGUAAAACAGUCAAGAUGCUCACGGAAGAAGUAGACGAAGAAGAAGAAACCUCGGAUGGUGAUUCACUCCAAUCAUGGACAACCGAAGGCUCGUCAAGCACUAAGCGGAAGAAAGAUGUCCAGGCAUACUUAGAAGAAGUCAAGACCUUGAGAGUGCUCUGUCAUCCAAAUGUCGCUGCACUCCUCGAUGUAAUUCAUGACCCUGAGCAAUCACGGGUGCACGUCUUCAUGGAGCUCGUGACAGGGGGUGAUCUGUUUUCUCACCUUGAACGCUCAACCUUGACUGAAGGCGAAGUGGCCUUUUUGGCAUAUCAACUUUGCAAGGGGAUCGGAUACCUUCAUGAGCUGCGACUGGCUCAUCGUGAUAUCAAACCGGAAAACAUCCUCCUCGCCGUUUCUGACGCAUAUCCGAAAGUCGUCAUUACAGAUUUCGGUCAUGCGAUCAGUGAAACACAGCUUCUAGAGUUGAUCCCGUUGAACCCUGACGAGUUCUGCGCCCGUAUCUACCCAGUGACAGGGACGAUAGAAUACCUACCUCGCGAACGUCUCAUAGCGCUUCUCCGUCCACCAAGAGGUGUCCAAGGGACUCUAGAGGAGGUCGGGAUAGGUUGGGCAGAGAAGAGAAAUCAAAUCGCUGGCAAGUGGCUAGAAGAAGAGUUUGCGUUGGAUUCGUGGGCCCUUGGAUGUGAAUCGACGGCUGUAGUCACUCCAAACUGACAGACUCGAAGGCGUUCUUUACACGGCCUGUGCUGGAACGCAUCCUUACAUCUUUCAAGGGGAUGAAGACGGGAAUGAGUCGCUGAGUCUCCCCACACAGGUAGGAUCGGCAUGGGCGGAGUUUAGACGACUUAACGGAUCCAAAACCAUCGGACAAUCCUCGUCUUGUUUGCUGGAGGAGAAGCAAAAGGUGGAUGUUGAGAAGGCAAAGCUACGCUUGGACGCUUUCCUGACGAAAACUCACUGGAAGCCUGAACAGAAAUGGGAUUCCAUGAGCAAAGAUCGUGGGUGAUAGCGAUGCUACAGCGCAUGCCAU